AUGAGUCGUGGUUCAGGUGCAGGAUACGAUCGCCACAUUACAAUUUUCUCUCCUGAGGGUAGAUUAUAUCAAGUUGAAUAUGCUUUCAAGGCUAUUUCAAAUAGUGGUAUCACCUCUGUUGGUGUUCGUGGUCGUGAUGGAUGUGUCAUUGUUACCCAAAGAAAAGUGCCUGACAAGUUGCUGGAUCCCUCUACUAUCACUCAUGUCUUCAAGUUGACUCCCAAGAUUGGUUGUGUUAUGACUGGCAUGAUUGCUGAUGCUCGUGCUCAAGUUACAAAGGCUCGUCAAGAAGCUGCCGAGUUCCGUUACAAGUACGGUUACGAAAUCCCUACUGACAUGCUUGCCAAGCGUGUUGCAAACAUCAACCAAGUCUAUACACAACAAGCCGCUAUGAGACCCUAUGGUGUUUCAAUGAUUUUGAUCGGUUAUGAUGACGAAUUAGGACCUCAGUUAUACAAGUGCGACCCUGCUGGAUAUUAUGUCGGUUAUAAAGCAACUUCAGCCGGUGCCAAACAACAAGAAUCUUUGAAUCAUUUGGAAAAGAAGUUGAAGAAGAAUCCCGAGUUGAACAUGGAAGAUACCAUUGAGCUUGCUAUCACAACGUUAUCCACCGUGUUGGCAGUAGAUUUUAAAGCAACCGAAAUCGAAGUUGGUGUUGUUCAUAAGGAUGAUACUGAUUUCCGCACAUUAUCCACUGAGGAGAUUGAGGAUCAUUUACAAAGAAUUGUCGAAAAGGAUUAA
This is a messenger RNA of Mucor velutinosus, 741 nucleotides long. RefSeq lists its product as uncharacterized. The record is from RefSeq and is a predicted model, not a curated record. Gene Ontology annotation, biological process: ubiquitin-dependent protein catabolic process; proteasomal protein catabolic process. The transcript has 6 exons. Bases 1 to 741 code for a protein of 246 amino acids. Gene Ontology annotation, cellular component: cytosol; proteasome core complex; proteasome core complex, alpha-subunit complex. Lineage: Eukaryota; Fungi; Mucoromycota; Mucoromycetes; Mucorales; Mucoraceae.